CAACUCCGGCCACCGCUGAGUGAUCAAAAUAAUUAAGAAAAUCCAAUCCAUAGACUUCUCUCUCUCUCGCUCUCUCCACUCAUCUAUUCUGUAUUUCUUUUAUUUAUUUAUUUAUUUCCAUUUUGCGUCAUCUUGUGCAAAAUAGCUUGCCUGUCCCUUUUAGGAAACAUAUUAAGACAUAUCUCCAAAGUAGCUGUAUGAUUCAGUCUUCCCCGAGCGUUGAGAAAUCAGUCAAAACUUGGGAGGAAUAAAUGUAAAAUGACAUGCUGACAAGCAACCAAACGACGAGCUCCCCACUAACAUAACUCCUCCAAAAACUCCUGCCUAGCUAGCUUCUUCCCUUCCUCGUAUAAAUCAGCCGCCUCCCUCUCUCAUCGUUAACUCAAGCUCCUUUCAAAACUUAGAAAUGGAACAUCUUCUUCAAAAACAGCAGAAAGGAGUUUCAGCCAACACGCAAAAAAAAUACAAAGAGAGGACCACGAACAAUAAUAUUAUUAGCAAAAGCAAGUUUGUUGGGGUGAGACAAAGGCCUUCUGGGAGAUGGGUAGCAGAGAUCAAAGACACAACGCACAAGAUAAGGAUGUGGCUCGGCACCUUCGAGACGGCCGAACAAGCUGCUCGAGCUUACGAUGAAGCUGCUUUCCUUCUUCGUGGUUCCAACACUCGAACCAACUUUGCAACUCAUAUCUCCCCAGAUUCACCUAUCUCUUUGAAAAUAAAGAACCAGCUCCAUCAGAAAAAGACUUUGAAACAACACCCUUCAGCAGUCCCCACCGUUAAACCGGCGAGUACUAGAAUUACUUCUACUUGUCUCACUAAUUUUAGUACUAAACAUAGUGCUUCUUCUAGUGGCAAAGACCAAGGUCCUUUGAUGGUUGGCGAUGUAUAUAGACCAGAAUUAAGCAACUGCGUUGCGGGAGAUGAAGCAGGCGAGUUUCAUUCUGAUCAUUCAUGGACAUUUCAAAGUACUACUGGGUUAGAUCAACUUCCGUUACUUCAAGAUAGGUUGGAGUUUCCCAAACAUGGUGGUAAUAAUUUGAUUCCUGCAGAUACAACAUAUGUAGAGCUUACAGAAUUUGAAAGAAUGAAGGUAGAAAGACAGAUUUCAGCUUCGUUAUAUGAGAUGAAUGGAGUGAACGACUAUGCAUAUGAUGAUGCUAGUGAUCCCCUCUGGGAUCUGUCCGCUCUCUGUCACUUGUUCUGUCCAAGUUAAUAACUCUCUCUCUCUCUCUCUCUCUCUCUCUCUCUCAAUGCAAUAAGAAUAUGUUGAAAGAGAUCGGCAGCUAUGUCUUUCAUGUUUUCAAAAUGAUCUGGUGAUUUUGAGAAGUGCUACCACUUGGCGAUGAAGAGAAGGUACUGAAAUCUUUGUUAAUUCAAGAAGGUCGAUAUAUAGUAUUACAUAUAUGCUGGUCGGAUAUGGUAGCUUUCACUACCUGACCAGUGAAGUCCUGUUUGUAGUCUUUAGUAAUCCUAUUGGCGGUUUUGAUUGCUGUGCAUAACAUUCAUUAUAAUAAGACGACAUUUUUGGGUCACCCAAGGCUUGCUUGUUUUUGGAAGUCUGGGACUUUGUGAAUGGCUUACUGUUAUAACUACAAGGCUAUAUUAAUAUGAUAUCACCAGACUGAUCAACUUGUAAAAGUUCAGUAAUUUUCUGUAAAAAGUACAAAAAAAUCUUAAUCUUUCAGAUCAAAGUUGAUAGAGUUCCAUCCAUCAAAG
Molecule: messenger RNA, 1716 nt
Organism: Juglans microcarpa x Juglans regia
Lineage: Eukaryota; Viridiplantae; Streptophyta; Magnoliopsida; Fagales; Juglandaceae
Product: ethylene-responsive transcription factor ERN1-like
Exons: 1
Coding region: 407-1213 (268 amino acids)
Biological process (GO): regulation of DNA-templated transcription
Molecular function (GO): DNA binding; DNA-binding transcription factor activity
Source: RefSeq, a predicted model, not a curated record